Messenger RNA from Sphaerodactylus townsendi, 2525 nucleotides. It is a transcript of the gene GDAP1L1, whose product is annotated as ganglioside induced differentiation associated protein 1 like 1. The transcript is spliced from 6 exons. The record is from RefSeq and is a predicted model, not a curated record. Lineage: Eukaryota; Metazoa; Chordata; Lepidosauria; Squamata; Sphaerodactylidae. Bases 341 to 1447 code for a protein of 368 amino acids.
UGCUCAGGUUUGUCGUCAGGUGGCACGGACUCUCUGUUGUGUCUGUGAUUGGAACAACGCGUGAGCAGUGCAGCAGUCAGCCUCAGUGGCAACCUUGCCAUGGUUGUAAAGAGGUUGUGCUGUAGCACACACCCAGCUACACUCCUGUUUUCUCUUCCAAAACCAGAUGCUGCUUCUGAUCCUGCUGCCUUGGGCUCCCUGUGCCAAUCCGGAGUGAGUAAUGAAUUUCGAGCCCUUCGGCUCCGGCAAGGAUGCUGUUUCCAUGAGCCCAUGUGAUGCUUCGAUAGUACAGCAGCUGCAGCUCUUCCUUUCUCCUGCUCUUCCAUAAUCUCGGGCUGUCAUGGCGACUCCCAACAAUGUUACUCCCACCAACUGCAGCUGGUGGCCCAUUUCAGCCCUGGAGAACGAUGCAGCAGGCAAAUCCAUGGAGACAGAGGAAAUCCAGGACCCGGCACACCCUGCUUUCCGAUCCAAGGACAGGCUGGUUUUAUAUCACUGGACCCAGUCAUUCAGCUCACAGAAGGUCCGCCUAGUCAUUGCAGAAAAGGGGUUACCAUGUGAGGAGCGGGACGUCAGCAUGCCACUGACUGAGCACAAAGAGCCCUGGUUUAUGCGGCUCAAUCUUGGGGAAGAGGUGCCCGUCAUCAUCCACGGAGACAACAUUAUCAGCGACUACAAUCAGAUUAUCGAUUACAUGGAAAAGACCUUCACAGGAGAAAAUGUUACCCAGCUAAUCCCAGAAACGGGGAGUCUCCUUCAUUCCAGAGUGAUGCAAUACAGAGAGCUGCUGGAUUCCUUGCCCAUGGAUGCUUAUACGCACGGAUGCAUCCUUCACCCAGAGCUCACCACAGACUCUAUGAUUCCAAAGUAUGCUACAGCCGAGAUCCGCAGACAUUUAGUGAAUGCCACCACGGACCUUCUGAAGUUAGACCAUGAAGAGGAGCCACAGUUAACAGAGCCAUAUCUUUCCAAACAGAAGAAACUCAUGGCCAAAAUCCUGGAACACGACAAUGUGAACUACUUGAAGAAAAUCCUGGGUGAUCUGGGAAUGGUGCUAGAUCAGGUCGAGGCUGAGCUGGAGAAGAGGAAAAUUGAAUACCAAGGACAGAAGUGUGAACUCUGGCUUUGUGGGUGUGUUUUCACCUUAGCUGACAUCUUGCUGGGAGCCACUUUGCACCGCCUCAAGUUUCUAGGACUCUCUAAGAAAUACUGGGAAGACGGCAGCAGGCCCAACCUACAGAACUUCUUUGAAAGGAUACAAAAACGUUUUGCCUUCAGGAAAGUUUUGGGAGACAUACACACCACCCUUCUCUCGGCUGUGGUACCUAAUGCCUUCAGGCUGGUCAAACGGAAACCACCAUCCUUUUUCGGCGCGUCCUUCCUCAUGGGAUCUCUAGGUGGGAUGGGGUAUUUUGCUUAUUGGUAUCUAAAGAAGAAAUACAUCUAAUGCUGGCUGUUCCGGUGUUUCGUUUGGUGUCUGUGCUGUGUGAAACCAUGAUGAAUCCUCAGUAAUUGUAUUGAAAAAUCUGAAACCAAUAUGAAUAAUUAUACUGUUAAUGUAACAUUCCAUAGUCUAGAAGUAGAAACUUAUACUGCAAGGAAGCGAGUCAACAAAAAUAAUCAACCUGUUUUAAAAAGAAGAAGAAGCCUUUUUUUAGGUUUAACUGUUAUUAAAGUGUAAACGGUAGAGGUGUAUAAGGCUUACACAACCACCGUAGAGCAAAACUGCCCUCUUAGCACAGUCAAGCUCCAUCAGAAGAUGUGGUAACCCCCGGCAAAACAGAGUCCAAAUAGAGGGGGUUCUUUUCUGUACCUUUGCAUUUUUCCCACUGUUUGUUGGCCACAUAGCACAUUUUUUCCACGGGUGCAAACAGCAGGGAUUUUUCUUCUCCUCCGUACUAUGGUGGUGAUGUGGUGAAACAGAGUCUUUUAUAGAAAGGGAAUGAAUGUGAUCAAUUAAACCACACUUGAUAAAGUUCUGGUUUUUGGUGGAAAUGAAAUCUCUCUCUCUCUCUCUCUCUCUCUCUCUCUCUCUCUCUCUCUCUCUGUAUCAUUCUUUCCAUUCAAUCAAGUAUUUUUAUUGACCUGCGCUUAGAAUGUAUCCACUUUCUACUUCUAUUUUUUUAAUUUUUUGUAUCUAUAGCUAACAGACAGUGGUCUUUUCUGAUUGUAAUCUUGAUUUCAAUGAUGAAUUCCGUCUUACCGAGGUGUUCACCUCCAGCUUCUUUCAUGAAUUUGCCAAGCGUCGUUCACCAACAGAGCCUUUUCGGGACUCUUUAACAACAUGACUGUUUUCAUUAAGUUAUCAAGCCAUUUCCAAAAGAGUUCUGUUAUUUGGACUUUUGUGUUUCCUCUUUCUUUCAGAGCUGUCUCGCUGUGUAUUUUCUUAGGAACACUUUGCACAGAGAAAAAAAAUCACUUUCUUGUGCCUUUUGCAUGUCGGAAAGAAUAACGAGCAUCACUGCUAUUCACGCUUUAAAAAAAAAAACUUCUGAGAUCCUAAAUAAACCAUAUGGGAGGAGUAA